UUGACGUCCUGACGCAAAACCUCUGCAGUGAGUGUUGUUUGUGAAACUUGGCUAGCUGGUUUUAGGACCCAGAGUUUGACUAAUCAGUGGACUGGGUGUGGAGAGCUACUCUAUCCACAAAGAACGGAACGCCUUUGGGAAACUGUUUCUACUUUUAUCUGUUUACCUGAGCAGCUGGUCUUUUCUUCCUCUGUGCCUUUCCGGUGGACCUAUUCAGCGCCUUUAUUCUGAGUGUUCAAGAUGUUUCUGGCCAACAAACUUAUUAAAGGGCUCAUAGAUGUUGUCAGCAACGUCGACCAAUUUGUGCCUUCUGACCCUCCUCCUCCCAAAAGACCACUUGCAUAUGCGAACCAGAAUGAAACCGAUGAAGAGAGACAGUUUCGCAGGGUGUUUAAACAACUUGCAGGGGAUGACAUGGAAGUGAGCCCCAAUGAACUGAUGAACAUGCUUAAUAAGAUUAUUUCCAAAUAUGGUGACCUGAAGACAGAUCGUUUCACUAUUGAGUCCUGCAGAAGUAUGGUGGCAGUAAUGGAUAGUGACAGCACUGGAAAACUGGGAUUUGAGGAAUUCAAGUAUCUUUGGAAUAACAUCAAAAGAUGGCAGGGCAUUUACAAGAAUUUUGAUGCCGAUCACUCUGGUGUGAUUGGGCCUAAUGAGCUACCUGGAGCUUUCAAAGCAGCAGGGUUCCCACUCAAUGACCAGCUUUUCCAGUUGAUCAUCCGGCGAUAUAGUGAUGAAAAUGGCAACAUGGAUUUCGACAAUUACAUUGGGUGUCUUGUGCGCCUGGAUGCUAUGUGUCGUGCCUUCAAGACACUUGAUAAAGACAACAAUGGCACCAUUAAAGUUGACGUUCAAGAGUGGUUGCAGCUGACUAUGUACUCCUGAAUGAAGAAGAAUAUUCUUCACCAUCUUGAUUAUGUUCUGUCAGUUCCUCUUUGCGGCCUGUCAUUGUCAAAUGUCUCUCUGUUUUAAUAACUGACAUAAUUAUCUGUUUCAUUGUUAGCUAUGACAGCAUGAUCACACUGUGCCUUUACACUAGGUGGCAGCUUUGUUGCAACGCUUGCUUGCAUUUUUUAGAGGUUGGUUUAUGCCAUAUUUCCAUAUUUUAUUCCAUUCCAUUUGUGCCCUUUUCAUUUAUUCCAUGACUGUUAUUUUAUAAUUUACAACGAGCAUUCAACCAUAGAUUAAAAACCAUGUUCAGAAUAGAAUAGUUUUAGAAUAGAUGAUAGCUAUUAAGAACAUUACGGAGUCAUAUUAUUUAAAUACUGAAAAUAUGAAUCAGCUGUCGGUUUUGCUGUUAUUAUGCUGAUGCUCAAAUAAACGUUAUUUGUUUUGGACAUA
Messenger RNA from Sinocyclocheilus grahami, 1341 nucleotides. Its product is annotated as calpain small subunit 1. Gene Ontology annotation, cellular component: calpain complex. Bases 241 to 885 code for a protein of 214 amino acids. The record is from RefSeq and is a predicted model, not a curated record. The transcript has 11 exons. NCBI's taxonomy places the organism in Eukaryota, Metazoa, Chordata, Actinopteri, Cypriniformes, Cyprinidae. Gene Ontology annotation, molecular function: calcium ion binding.